GAAAAAAAACAUUAUUGUCAUGUAUUCAGCUCUUCAGCAGGAUGUUCAGGUGAAGCUUGGAGCUGACGUCACUCUCCAGUGUCAGAUUUCCACAGAUGAAAUAAUCUCAGUGCUGAAGUGGAGCAGAGCUGACCUGAACACAGACGGCUACGUCUACUUCUACCGGAACAAACGCUCCUAUGAAAACUACCAACAUCCAUCUUUUCAUGGCCGAGUGAAGCUGAGGGACCCGGAGAUGAAGGAUGGAGACGUUUCUCUGAUCCUGAAGAACGUCACGUUUAAUGACACUGGGAUGUAUGAGAGUCACGUAGCUGUGAGGAACCCUGUGAGAAGUAAAAGAGCUCACACUGAGAUCAGUCACUUCAUCAACCUCACAGUCACAGCUGAAACACAUGAAAGCGUGUCGGAGAAAAAGGAUGGAAAAAGGAUAUGCCGAUGGAAACAUGGAUGAUGCUGAAAGGGUCGGAGCUCUGACUCUUCAGGUUGUUGUUCCUGUUGUUGUUGUUGUUGCUGCUGCUGUUGUUGCUGUUGUUUCCGUUGC
Oreochromis niloticus (Nile tilapia) is the source of this 541-nucleotide messenger RNA. Its product is annotated as myelin-oligodendrocyte glycoprotein-like. The record is from RefSeq and is a predicted model, not a curated record. Gene Ontology annotation, cellular component: external side of plasma membrane. Gene Ontology annotation, biological process: regulation of cytokine production; T cell receptor signaling pathway. Bases 20 to 451 code for a protein of 143 amino acids. Gene Ontology annotation, molecular function: signaling receptor binding. The transcript has 2 exons. Lineage: Eukaryota; Metazoa; Chordata; Actinopteri; Cichliformes; Cichlidae.